This is a messenger RNA of Cloeon dipterum, 941 nucleotides long. RefSeq names its product UPAR/Ly6 domain-containing protein crok-like. Bases 236 to 772 code for a protein of 178 amino acids. Gene Ontology annotation, biological process: regulation of synaptic transmission, cholinergic; positive regulation of voltage-gated potassium channel activity; sleep. The transcript has 3 exons. Lineage: Eukaryota; Metazoa; Arthropoda; Insecta; Ephemeroptera; Baetidae. The record is from RefSeq and is a predicted model, not a curated record.
UGUUGCUCAACCGCGCGCGCGGUGCCGUUUGACAGGAGGGUGGCCGCCAGCGACGGCGGCCGCUUCCUGCCGGGGCGGCCGCUGGGUCAGCCAGCCGCCGACGGGGUCAAGCGGCGCUCGCCAAAUCGCCUCAUUACGCCAAUUACCGUGCUGAAUGGCGAGCCGAAUCGAGCCAGCUAAGUCAGUGAUGUAAAAGCCACUUGAGAUAUCGCAGGGGGCGGCUGAUCGCCUCUUGAUGUGCAUCUCGCUGGACCAGAAAUCUGCUCAGUUGCAUCCUCCCUGCGACACAAUGAACAACAAGAGUCAGUUGGCGUUGCUGGCCAUCGUUCUUGUGGUCACCUCCAACAUUCGAACAGGAAGUGCAUUGCGAUGCUGGGUGUGUUCGAGCCUUGUGGAUGGCGUCUGCGGAGAUCCAUUUAAUUCGAGCAUUUCCUCUCAUACAACUGAAUGUGCGCCCCCACGGCGCCAACACAGCUCUUAUAGCAACAGCCCUUUCCAAGCCGAUGGUAUCAGUCACGUUUGCAAGAAAGUCAUCCAGCGAGAAAACGGCGCACUGACAGUGGUACGUUCGUGUGGCUACGAGAAACAUCCUGGAGAGGCGUGCGGUGAGGAGACGCAUGAUCGGCGUAUCUCUGCACGCCACCACCGCGACGACGUCAAAUUCUGCGAGGUUUGUCGCGAAGACGGCUGCAAUACGGCCACCACCUUGUUCUCCUUACUGACCAGCCUGCUCGCCUCUGCGGGGGUGGUGCUACUUAUCAUUCUCGGAUAAAUGAUUCAUUUUUAAUCUCAAUAAAUUUUAUUUAAAUAAAAUUUUUAUCAAAAACUAACUUAUUUGCAUUUGUUUUAAAUUAAAAUAUUCUCAGGGAUCAUAUAGAUGUUAUAGAAGAUUUUCAAAAAUGUGUAGUGCCUUUACCAAUAAAUUCGUUCUACCUUAUCUA